Molecule: messenger RNA, 621 nt
Organism: Macrosiphum euphorbiae (potato aphid)
Lineage: Eukaryota; Metazoa; Arthropoda; Insecta; Hemiptera; Aphididae
Source: the annotation of a GenBank genome assembly
AUGGAUUGUCAAAAUCAUAUUAGAGUUCAAAAUCAGCAUUUAAUUGACCACAAUUACAUUCAGCAUGUUGAAGAAAGAAUCGAUGUUCCAUACCCGUUCGUUGACCAUAACUAUACCAUACCAGUCAUUAAGAUAGAGGAUGAUGAUGAAGAUGUUCCUGAUGAAGUCAUUGCUAAUAAACCAAUAAUAUACAGAAUUCUCCCCGGCAUUCAACGCAAUACAAAAAUAUAUGUAGAUGAUUUUGGAUAUAAAUAUUAUAAAAAAAAGUUACUUGUCAAUAAAGUAACAUUGAUAUGUGAGCGACAAAGAAAUCCAAGUCGCCGGAUGUGUCAUGGUACUGCAUCAAUUAAUAAAGAUGAGACAGAUAAACGAAUUUCAAUUGGAACUCCUCAUAAUCAUGAUCCUCCAGUAAUUGACUUGAAUGUUCCAUUAUUGAGAGAUGCUCUCGGUGAAAGAUGUCUUGAUCCAAUUAGAACAGAGUCUGUUCGGAGUAUUUACAACAGCGAAAUAAUUAGGCAUCAAGAAGCGGCUAAAAAUUAUACAUUUAAACAAACACAAGCAAGAGUAAAAAGAAUGAGAAGAUUACGGUUACGGCGAUUAACAAUUGAUUAUUGUUCAUAA